Messenger RNA from Leishmania braziliensis MHOM/BR/75/M2904, 180 nucleotides. RefSeq lists its product as hypothetical. The record is from RefSeq and is a predicted model, not a curated record. NCBI's taxonomy places the organism in Eukaryota, Euglenozoa, Kinetoplastea, Trypanosomatida, Trypanosomatidae. Bases 1 to 180 code for a protein of 59 amino acids. The transcript has a single exon.
AUGACCCGUGGCAACCAGCGCGAUCUUGCGCGCGAGAAGAACAUGAAGAAGCAGCAGGAGAAAAGCAAAGGUCAUCGUGACAAUGGUCUUUCCUACGCUUCGCGCAAGGAGGCGGAUGCCGAGAGGAUGCGCCAGAAGCAGGCUGCUGCGGAUGAGCGCAAGAACGCUGGGGGCUCGUGA